UUUGUCAUUUUAUUGAUUUCAUUUUUAAUAAUAGUAUUGGUUAUUAAAAAAAGCUAGACACAUGAAUACGUAUUCUUAAAUAUGUAUAAAUAACAUAAAAGUAACCUUUAUAGUUAUAAAUUUUAUAAACUUUAAAUGUGAGAUCAAUGAGCGACCACUUUGCAUGCUGCGUAAGUGUAAAUGUGUUUAAAAAAUUUCAUACAUAUGUGUGCCGAAUGGCGGAAUACGCAAGCGCACUAUGCACAUAUAGCACAUGGUGCUGGGCAGUGUUAAGUUAACAUAACUAAACAUAACCUGGAUACAAUAAACCUGACGGUGUCUGACGAUAAAUUAACCAUUCAUAAAUGUGAUAAGUUUUCUGGAAAUAGAUAAUCUUUUUAAAGAAACUGCUAAGAUGACGUUGAAAAAUUUUCCAAGAGGUGGAAAGAAACUUAAAGAGAAGAAGACUUCAGAUACGCUAUUUCAAAAGUAUGAAAAAGUUAAAAAAAAGAAUCGUGAGAAGGAGAAGACAACAAAGAAGAACGAAGAAGAAGAGAACUUUGUUGCUAACACUGCAGAACGAUUGACGUAUGCAACGAUAUCCGAGGGUUUGGUAGUACUGGGAUGUAUUUUUGAAGUAACGGAAUACGAUUUGAUAGUAUCAUUGCCAGGUGGUAUAGUAGGUCGCGUUCAAGUUACGGAUAUUAGCGACUCGUACACAAAUUUGUUACAAAGCAUAAUCAAAUCUGAAAAUGAUCAGCCAAAUGAAUUUAAACCAUUACCUGAACUGUAUUCUCGCGGGGAUUAUGUUGUAUGUUACGUAAAGACUAUACAACAUCAAGAACAGUGGCAAAUUGUAUUAUCCCUUGAUCCUCGACUAAUAAAUCAAAAUGUGAAUAUCAAUUGUUUGGAAAGUGGCUCAAAAAUAAUAUGUACUGUUAGUAGUAUAGAGGAUCAUGGAUACAUUGUAGAUUUAGGGUUAACAAAUGUAAGAGCAUUCAUACCGACCAAAGAUAUCAAUAAUAAAAAAUGCUUAGGUCUAGGUAAGCAGCUUCUAUGUCACGUAAAGGAAAUCAAAAGAAGCGAAAACACAUCAAUCAUGAAAUUGUCUACAAAAUCAGGGUUAGUUACAGCUGUGAAUGACAUUGAAAUCAAGUCAUUGGAUAAUUUGAUGCCAGGAAUUAAAUUUGAUCUGUGUAUAAAGAAGGUCCUCAUGAAUGGUUUAUAUGUUUCAUUUGGUGAAAAUAAUAUAGGCUACGUAAAUCAAGUUUACUUAAACGAUCCUUUGUCUAAAUAUUCAAAGGGAAUGGAAGUUACUGGGACGUUACUGUAUAUUUUACCAACUGUGAAAUUUGGAUAUUUCAGUUUAACAAUAGGUAAACCUAAGGAUAAUACUGUUAAACCAGGAGAUAUUAUAGAAGAAGCUACUGCCUUGUUUAGAGAAUCUGGCGGAGUUGUGUUGCAGUUAAAUAAGAGUGGAACACGGGGAUUUCUUCCUUUGAAAAGAACAAACGUUGAUUUUGAUAGAAUUAUUAAGAAGUUCGAACCUGGUACCAAACAUAAAUGUAGAGUGUUAUCUUAUUGUUGGAUGGAUGCUACCUACGUCUGUACAAUGGAAAAAUCAUUAAUGGAACAGAGAUAUUUCUCGCUUUCUGACUUCAGACCAGGUGACAUAGCGAAUGUAAAAAUUACAAAUAUCAACGUAGAAAACGGUUUUAUCAAUGUACAGGCUGGAAAGAUUAAGGGACAUGUUACAUCGGAGCACGUAUCUGACGUGGGUAUAAGUGCCCUAAAGAAAUUGAAAGUUGAUAAGGAAGUCGAAGCAAAAGUUUUAGCUGUCAAUAAUGCACAAAAUAAAGUGUAUUUCACUUUGAAGAAGUCAUUAAUCAAGAGUGAUUUACCCGUUCUUAGCGAUAUACGACAAGCGAAAUGUGGAUCAACGCAUCAUGGUACCAUCAUUCAAUUAAAACAGAAUGGGUUGUUACUAAAGUUUUUUGGUGAUGUCAAAGGCUGGCUUCCGCGUACCGCGUCAGCUGUAAAUUGGAAUUAUUCCAUUGGACAAACAGUUUUGGUAAAGAUUGAAUCGGUGGAUCAAAAAUCGAGGAAGAUGAUGCUAAGUAUACCUACUAAAGAAACGGAGGCAAAAGAAAACGCAUUUGUUAUUGGAGAACGCGUAGAAGGAACAAUUACAGAAUCAUCUACUCAAGGUGUGCACUUGAGAAUCAGUAAAGAUGAUGGACAGAUUGUUAGUACUGGGUUUUUACCAGCAGGUCAUAUGUCACCUUGUAUGGAAACUGCUGUUUUAUUAGCAUCGAAAUGUAUUCCUGGCGAUACUCUAACUGCUCUGGUGUUUGCUACGAUACCAAGCUUAAUUCUGACUAGAACAUUUUUGCCUGAAGAAAAAUAUAGGAAUUUCGAACAACUAAAAAUAGGCAAUUGUAUACCUUGUUCAAUUAGAGACAUCGAACCAACUGGCGUGAGAGUUAUUUUACCAAUUGCAGGCUGCGCUCCAUUCGGAUAUGUCUCUUACAGUAAUGUCAGUCAUUUUAAUUUAUUGUACAGACAUCAAAUUUUAUUUGCAAAAAUUAUCUCUAUUAACAAAAAAGAGAAGCAAUUAGGUUUAACACUCGCGCUAAAGAAAAUUUACGAUGGACUACCCGAUUCUAACAGUAGAAUGAUGGCAGCAGUGGAUACUUUGAGCUUGCACUUCAAUAAAUUAGCAGAACUAUCGAAAAACUCGUUUUACGAGAAUAAGCCAAUUUCUUCGGUUACGUUAGGACAAAGACUUACUGGAAAAGUCGAAAAAAUUACAUCGGACGGACUUGUGAUUCAAUUAAAAAAUAAUUUGUUAGGUAUAGUAAACAAGAAUCAUUACUCGGGAAGUUUUACUGUUGGAGAUACAGUUUCUGGAACAAUCAUGUGGAAGAAUUAUGUCCACGAACUCGUUGAAAUGACCAUGUUACCUACGAUAAUGAAAAGUAUAAGCGGGAAGCAGAACAAGCAAUUGCAGCUUCCAGCGGGAAAAGUAAUACGAGGUACAAUUUUAAUGGUGACAAACUGGUUUAUUUUAAUUGUCUUGAAAGGCCAUGGUAAAGGCUCUUUGGCAGCAAUGCCAGCUCGACGUCACAUGAACGAUAUACAGCCAGAUUUAUCACCCUUUAUCGUUCAUUCAAAAAUUAGAUGUUACAUUAUAUUGAAUGCCAACGAAUCGGAUAUUAUGCCUAUCUGUAUGGUGAAAUCUGCGUUUGAAUCAAAGUAUGACACGGUAACAAAACCAAGUAAGAACAUUUUGAAGAGAAAGGGGACACUUGAGAAAAAUGAUCAGAUGCUCGCUAAAAAGGUAAAGACAGAGGAGGUUGAGACAGAAAACGCAGUUAUUGACUGCGAUGAAAUUUCGAACGAAAUAAAAGUGAAACAGAAAAAGGGAACAAAAAUGACGAAGAUUAAAGAGGAGGAUGUGGAAUUAAUUGAAAAUAAUGUGGAGAAUCUAAACGAUAAUGCAAAUGAGGAAAAGCCAAGAAUACCGGAGUGUGGAUUCUUUUGGGAUGACAAGCCUAAUUUAGAUCUCCUUAAGAAUAAAGACUCGUCUAGCGACAGCGAAGAUGAAACAGAACAACCAAAGCAGAAGAAGAAAAAAUUGAGCGCGGCUGAACGUCGGGAACAAGAGAGACAAAAGGAACGUGAAAUUCGUCAAAGAGAAGAGGCCUUAGCCAGUAAUCAAUUGCCAAAUUCUGUUGAUCAAUUCGAUAGAUUAGUUUUGGCAAGUCCGGAUAGUUCGAUAAUUUGGUUACAGUACAUGGCGUACCAUCUGCAAACGACAGAAAUUGAGAAGGCAAGGGCAGUCGCAAGAAGAGCCACUAAAACGAUUAAUUUUAGAGAAGAGAAUGAGAGAUUAAACGUGUGGAAUGCCUGGUUAAAUUUUGAAUCGAAGUUCGGAACACCAGAAUCUUUAAAUGAUGUUUUCCAAGAGGCUGUGAGAACCAAUGAUUCGUUGAAGAUAUAUACUCACAUGUUAACUGUACAUAUCGAGGCUGGUAGACAGAUCGAAUUAGAAAAGAUAAUCAGCACCAUGCUGGGAAAAUUCAAGCAGAAUCCUCAAGUGUGGAUCGAGUGCGGCACAGGAUUAUUAAAAAUGGGUUUGAAAGAUAAAUCUAGACACACCAUGCAAAGAGCUUUACAAUCUUUACCAGCAUCCGAGCAUGUUAACUUGAUGGCAAAGUUCGCAAUUUUGGAAAACAAGUUUGGAGACAAAGAAAGAGCGCAGACCUUAUUCGAAGAAAUUCUGUGUUCCUAUCCUAAGCGUGUGGAUAUAUGGUCAUGUUACGUAGAUUCUUUAAUCAAAUCUAAUGAUAUUGAUAUCGCAAGAAAAGUACUGGAGCGAGCAGUUGUUCAGACACUACCACCAAGAAAGAUGAAGAGCAUAUUUAAAAAGUUCAUUAGCUUUGAAGAACAACAUGGUACCAGCGAAAAUGUUGCUCGUGUUCAACAGAUGGCUGUUGAAUAUGUAGAAAAACAAUGUAACAAGGAAUCUGGCGAAGCUAAUGCGAAUUAGAAUUAAAUGUUUUUUUAUACAUAUUCUUGUAAACGGCUCAACAGUUUUUAUGGAUAGAUGAGAGAAUCUAUGAAAUAUUAUAAAUUAUAGCAAAUUUCAGUUACAAGAUUAACAUUGAAACAGAAUUAAACAUACAGAAAUAAAGCAUCUACCCAUAACGAAAUAUUUUCUUUG
Molecule: messenger RNA, 4705 nt
Organism: Hylaeus anthracinus
Lineage: Eukaryota; Metazoa; Arthropoda; Insecta; Hymenoptera; Colletidae
Gene: Rrp5
Product: protein RRP5 homolog
Exons: 6
Coding region: 395-4531 (1378 amino acids)
Biological process (GO): rRNA processing
Cellular component (GO): nucleolus; small-subunit processome; nucleus
Molecular function (GO): protein binding; RNA binding
Source: RefSeq, a predicted model, not a curated record